CACUGUGUUUGCCAUAUUGUCCGGAUGCAGAUAUUUAAAGCACCUGUCGUGAAACCUGAGGUGACAUUUCAAUAGCUUAACGUGUACGUAUUUCCUCCACAAAGUCACUGGCUUGUAAAGGGCCACUGAAGAAAAAACGGUUCUUGAUGCAGUGUGACAGCCAAAGUGUUGGAUAGAGUUUCACAUUCUAUAUUUAAGCCUGGUGACUUGUGUCUCUGCUGCGCCGUUUAAAUGCCAGAGUCCCACUGUCAAAACAGAGAGAGAAGGGCGCAACAAUAUGAUGGACCUUUUUGAGACCAACCCUUAUCUUUUCAAUGAUUUGCGCUAUUUGGAAGAAGGGGAUCAUGGACCACUACAGCACUUGGACAUGGCGGGGGUGUCUCCUCUGUACAACGGCAAUGACAGCCCGCUGUCCCCGGGCCAGGAUAAUAUUCCGUCCGAGACCGGGGGGGAGAGCAGCGGGGAGGAGCACGUCCUUGCGCCUCCGGGUCUCCGGGCGCACUGCGAGGGCCAGUGCCUCAUGUGGGCCUGCAAGAUCUGCAAGAGAAAGUCGGCGCCCACGGACAGACGCAAGGCCGCCACGCUCAGGGAGAGAAGGAGGCUCAAGAAGAUCAACGAGGCCUUCGACGCGCUGAAGAGGAAGACCGUGGCCAACCCCAACCAGAGGCUACCCAAGGUGGAGAUUUUACGCAGCGCCAUCAGCUACAUUGAGCGGCUACAGGAGCUGCUGCAGACGCUGGACGAGCAGGAGAAAACGCAGAACUUUAACGACGGUGAACACGGUGUGGCCCGUCAUGAUGAGUACCCCUGGAAAAAGGCCUCAGAGACCUGGUCGACCUCUGCUGACCAUUCCACUGCAGCGAUGAUAAACCAGAGAGAAGGAAGCAGCGAGUCGUCUGCGUCCUCCAGCCUCCUGCGCCUGUCGUCCAUCGUUAACAGCAUCACCAGCGACGAGAAAAUCAACUUCAGCGAAGACGUCUCAGAGAACUGAAGCGUCGGUCCGUCACGUCGGCUAGACAGCAGCGUUAAGAUUUAAAACUUCCAUUGUUUAUCUCUAAAUUAUUCCCAUUAUAUUCAGCCAUUCUGUUUGUUUGUGUAGCCUUCGCUUGUACAGCAGGAGCGACGAAUUUGUACAUAUUUUAUAAAAAUGUGAUGUUUAGAUUUAUUUAUUUUAUAUUCAGCAGCACGCAAACUCUUUAAGAAAGCUGAUGUUGUAUUUAAGUAUUUGUACAUAACUGACCAAGAAAAUAAACUGCUAAUUUUGCAGUACUCUAAA
Messenger RNA from Scatophagus argus, 1276 nucleotides. RefSeq names its product myogenic factor 6 (gene myf6). The record is from RefSeq and is a predicted model, not a curated record. Gene Ontology annotation, biological process: regulation of transcription by RNA polymerase II; positive regulation of myoblast differentiation; muscle organ development. Bases 278 to 991 code for a protein of 237 amino acids. Gene Ontology annotation, molecular function: protein dimerization activity; DNA-binding transcription factor activity, RNA polymerase II-specific; RNA polymerase II cis-regulatory region sequence-specific DNA binding. The transcript is spliced from 3 exons. NCBI's taxonomy places the organism in Eukaryota, Metazoa, Chordata, Actinopteri, Scatophagidae.